Pieris rapae (cabbage white) is the source of this 3606-nucleotide messenger RNA. RefSeq names its product E3 ubiquitin-protein ligase RNF25. Gene Ontology annotation, biological process: protein ubiquitination. The coding region runs from base 166 to 1137 and encodes 323 amino acids. The transcript has 7 exons. Gene Ontology annotation, cellular component: nucleus. Lineage: Eukaryota; Metazoa; Arthropoda; Insecta; Lepidoptera; Pieridae. The record is from RefSeq and is a predicted model, not a curated record. Gene Ontology annotation, molecular function: protein binding; ubiquitin protein ligase activity.
GUGAUGUAUAACAAGAUUGAUUUUUGUUGCGAUUCCCAAAACCAGCUGUUCGCUGCAACGAUCAAAGACUGCAUUGCGCCUGCCUGAACUUAUGCACUAGGAAAGCUACCUAUCUUCCACCGAGCCCCGGAUAAAAUUUAGGCCAGUUUGCGCUGUGCUAUCAUCAUGUCGGUCGCCGAUGUUGAUGAAAGAGUUUUUGAAGAGUUACAAGCACUUGAAGCAAUAUUUUCUCCAGACAUUAUAAUCAAAUGGGAGGAUGGUGUACCAAAGGGUAUUGAAAUGAAUGUGCUGCCUUCGACAUGCGAUAAAAGUGAUGAGCAGUAUGUUCGUUUGACUUUAGAGAUUUAUCUAUCUCCUGACUAUCCUGAGAGUAGCCCCAAGGUCAUCAUGAGAAAUCCUAGAGGCCUGGAUGACAGGAUCCUUUCAUGCAUUCAAACUGAUAUAGAAGACAAGUUAAUUGACAAUAUAGGACAUCUUAUUGUUUAUGAAUUGAUAGAGAUGGUACGGGAGUGCCUUACUCAAUGCAAUCUACCACGAGGUCAAUGUGCAAUUUGUCUGCAUGGAUUUGUUAAAGGAGAUAUAUUUAUAAAGACUCCUUGUUUCCACUAUUUUCAUAGUCAAUGUUUGUCUAAACAUUGUAUUGCUGGCAAGAAGUACUAUGAUGAGGAGUUUGAGAAAUUACCAAUGUGGCAACGGAUGGAAGCGAAGCCUCAUCAGCAAACUUGUCCAGUAUGUCGGUCCACAGUCCAAUUCAAUGUGGAUGAUCUGAAGAAAGCCCCACCUCCGGUUGAAUCCAUUGAUGCCCAGCCUUUCCAUCUCACUGAUGAAAUUAAGGCAAUGCAAGAACGUAUGGCAGCGCUCAUGGCUCACCAGAUAGCUCGUGGGGGAGUCAUUGGAGUAGGAGAUUCCGAACCACCACCACUCAUCAUCACCGAUCCCACUGACCAAGAGGAACCAAAAUCAUCGACUAGUGGCACCCAAAACCCAAGACCUGAAACAUCAAGCAGUGUUCGUGGAAUGGGCAAUUCCGCUUCCGGUGCACCAGCUUCGCCCACACGCCCGCCCUACCGCGGACCUUAUAGGGGAUUCAAUCGUCGCGGUAAGCCAGGUAGGCGUGGUCGCGGCGGUUCGCGGUGACCCGCAUCGCCAACAGAACCGCCAGCUAUACCCUAGCGACCUCUCUCUCACACGCGCCCCAUCCCACUCGCAAACCCACAUCUACCCUCAAUAUUAAAUUGCAACUACCCUCCGUUAGGUAACGUUUUAAACAUUCUGCAUCAAUUCAAAGAAAUCUUACAGGUUGUCGAGGUUAAAUACAGCUUUAAAGGUGUUUUAAGGAAAUUAAUGCUCAAUUCGAUGACUUUUGAAGUCGGAUCGAAAAUCGAUUAUAAUGUGCUAAUAAUAAGUUCCUAUACAGGGUCCCUUAUGUUAACCGACUCGGUCGGGUUAUACAGACUGACGAUUUACCUUAUAUAACGUUUUCUACAUAAUAUACAUGCAUGAGCUUUUGUGCGAACUAAGCUUAAUAUUGUUUGCUGUUUUAGGCCCGUAUUCUAGAACGUUUAUCACACUUAAAUCAAACGAAAGGAGAUUCAAGAUGAUGUUGUGACGUCUGUGACGUCGACACGUAUUAGAAUAUGGAUCUUAGAGUCAUUAGUUUCUGCUUGCUCUCGACAAUAUUGCAUUUCUUUGUUCAACUUGUUUAAAAAACUUAAACUGUUUCUUGUUAAUAAAUCUUUCUACAAAUUUUUGUUUUGGUAACAUUGGUCCUUAAAACUUACCCGAAAUUAAAUUAAAUAGUAUACUGUCUUGUUAUUUUAUUUUUAUUCUGUAAUUUUGUUGAAGAGCAAUCAUUAUAAUUAUAAAUUAUAUUAUGUUUCACUAAAGGUACUUUCCACCCAAUCCCAAAGCGCAAUUGUGUCGGUUAAUCUGAUGAUUCGCUAAUAUAAUCGGUUUUUGAUUCUACGCAGAAUGUUUGAAUCGUUGUCAAAAUCAUUGCAGAUUUGAUCAAAUUUCUGAGGGUAGUUGUGGUUCUACCCUCAAAAUAAUGUAGAAAGACCCGCAGUAUAAAAAUGUAUUUAAAAAAAUCUGUGAAAAAAUCUGCGUGGUCCGACAUUUAAAGAUGACUUAGAAAUAGUUUGCAACAGCCAACAGAAUAAUGCUUAAGAUAUGUGUAAAAAUUUAGAUAAUUUAAAUUAACCUAAAAAAAACUUAAAAUACAAUUGAAAACAAUCCAUGCCUGUCUCUUUCAUUUGAAGUGUGUUAAAGAGAGACAACACUUGCACAUUCUGGAACUAUUUAGAAGUCAUCUCCGAGCUUAUGUCAAGAUGGGGCGGCACAAAUAAUAUGUGUACUCUUAGUGUAAGGUACAUUUCUGUGACGAAUCCUAGUCAAAUAGAUUACAAUUUAAUGUAAUGUAAGUAUUUUAAAGAGGCGGAUGCAUAUGGAAAACCGGUUAUAGAGAUUUUCUUACAUGUGGGAAUUUUACAUGUAAAAGGUCAUGUCCUAAUAAUAUUAGAAGUAGUAGUGUAACAAUAAAACCACGUUUUUACGGGUUCCCGAGUCGGAAUAUAAAGAGCAUAUAAGGAACUCUGGUCACAACACAGGCGUUCUAUGUAAGUAUGAAACAGCAUCUGUGUAUACUAUAACUUCUAUUGAGUCUAUAGAACUGUUCGUGGCUGUCAAUUUGACGCAUUCAGUAAACUGUCAAAAUCCUACAUGACGUGACAUGACAUUUCAAAUGCUACUCAAAAUAAGAACGAAAUGCAUCCGUCCCUCAAAUGUGGAUAUGUGAUCGAAUGAUACAGAUGGGAUUUUUGAUUGAUUUAAAAUGUUGCCUGUACCCAAAUUAAUAUUUUCAACUGAAAUAAAUUUUCUUAACCUUUUUUUGAACAUGUGCUCGCUUAGUGAAUUAAUUAGUUUGUUAUAUAUUAAAUUUGUAAAUUGUAACACGCAAUGUUUCUUUGGAAGCAUACUUCAUAUAUAUGGUCUAUGGCCUUAAAUUUCCAUUGAAUAAACCUAACAAACAAUUGUUAUUAGACCGGUACAAUAUUUGUAUAUUUAUUAACAAUGAUUUUAAUUACAUAUAUGUUUUAUGUACAGAAACUUUUAUCUAUACAUGCCCAACAGCAUAUUUAAAUAUUUUUAUUUGAGAUUGCUUGUCGCGUUUAUGUAAAUAUAGGUAUUUAGGUUUUGUACUUAUUUAAUUGUAGAAUAAGGCAUAAAUGAUUUUGCUAGUUUGAACCACAGACAAAACCCUGCCGAUUAGAUCACUAUGUCACGGGUCAGGAUUUUUAGGAUAAUCCAAACAUUUUCGUUGUAUUUUUAUAUAUUUUUUUAUAUCUAGGCUCUGACAUUCCGUUUGAAUAUAGUGUUUAUUUAAAAAAAUAGUAGUAUUUUGUUGAUGUCAGCAUUUAGCUUUUGUCGACAUUAUUUUUGUUGUAUUUAUACAGUUCGCUGGAAAUAAUUUCGCUUAUUUUGGAAUAGUACGCGGGAAAUGGAAGUAUUUGGGAAGGAAAGGUACUUAGAUGUUAUAAUUAUUGUCUAUGCUAUAGCUAAAAGAUAGACCAUUUGAUUGCUGUAGAUCUGUUAUUGAAACAGAAAAUA